UUCCGCCCCUGCGACGACCCGCUGCGAGACAUGGUGAGGCCGAACAUCGCGAGCACGGAGGCGGUGCUGCUGGCGUGCGCGGGGUCCACGUCGGUGCCCGCCCUGGUCCUCACGUCGUCGAUGGCCGCCGUGAGGGCACCCGGGCAGCCCUUCCGGCCAGGGCGCUCGUGCUACGACCACCACGACUGGAAUUCUCUGUCGGUUGCAGAGGACGGUUGGGGCGCGGCCUACCAAUUCAGCAAGGCCCAGUCCGAGCGGAUGGCGUGGGAGCGCGCGGGCGAGCUGGGAGUGCCGCUGAUCGCGCUGUGCCCUUGCGCGAUCAUAGGCCCGGAGAGGAGGCUGCCAGGCACCGCUCCGGGCCGGUUCCCGUGGAUGAGCGCCGCAGCCAUCCACAGCGACGGUCCGGAAGGGGGCAUGUUGCUGGCGGACGUCCGCGACGUCGCCUCAGCGCACGCCGCCGCCGGGGAGCUCCUGGCCUCCGGCGGCGCCGCCGCGGGCGAACGCGUCGUCGUCAGCGCGGAGGAGGGCGUGUCCGUGUCCUGCCUCGCGGAGGCGUGGGGCAGGCUGGAGGCCGGAGGCGACGAGGGGGCUGCCGGCGUGGCGCGGUUGCCGAGGGGGGCCCGCGAGGUGGAGUGUGCGGACCGCCUGGAGAGCCUCCUCGGCGUCGGGUGUCGGGCUCUGGAGGAGACGCUGCGAGACAUGGCCAGCGACCACCGGGCCGCGUGGCGGGCCCCCGCGGCGGCCGCGGGCGGAGGCGUCCUCGGUGGUCUGCUCGAGCUCUUCCGGUAGGCUCGCGCUGCACGGGCUCUUGUUCGGGUGCGCGGUUGUCCUCGUCAUCCUCCUGCCUGCUCGGGCGGUUGGUGAGCGCAGCACCCCGACGACGGAGUGGAGGCACCACCAACAAC
This is a messenger RNA of Prorocentrum cordatum, 905 nucleotides long. Lineage: Eukaryota; Dinophyceae; Prorocentrales; Prorocentraceae. The record is from the annotation of a GenBank genome assembly.